CAGGUCUCGGGCCCUCAGGUGGAGCGGCGGGCGCCGGACCCCCAGGCGGAGCGACAGGUCUCGGGCCCUCAGGCGGAGCGGCGGGCGCCGGACCCCCAGGUGGAGCGACAGGUCUCGGGCCCUCAGGCGGAGCGGCGGGCGCCGGACCCCCAGAUGGAGCGACAGGUCUCGGGCCCUCAGGCGGAGCGGCGGGCGCCGGACCCCCAGGCGGAGCGACAGGUCUCGGGCCUUCAGGCGGAGCGGCGGGCGCCGGACCCCCAGGCGGAGAGACAGGUCUCGGGCCCUCAGGCGGAGCGGCGGGCGCCGGACCCCCAGGCGGAGCGACAGGUCUCGGGCCCUCAGGCGGAGCGGCGGGCGCCGGACCCCCAGGCGGAGCGACAGGUCUCGGGCCCUCAGGCGGAGCGACAGGUCUCGGGCCCCCAGGUGGGGUGGCGGGCGCCGGACCCCCAGGCGGAGCGGCGGGCGCCGGACCCCCAGGCGGAGCGACAGGUCUCGGGCCCCCAG
Molecule: messenger RNA, 504 nt
Organism: Staurois parvus
Lineage: Eukaryota; Metazoa; Chordata; Amphibia; Anura; Ranidae
Source: the annotation of a GenBank genome assembly